Molecule: messenger RNA, 3834 nt
Organism: Alosa alosa (allis shad)
Lineage: Eukaryota; Metazoa; Chordata; Actinopteri; Clupeiformes; Clupeidae
Gene: errfi1a
Product: ERBB receptor feedback inhibitor 1a
Exons: 4
Coding region: 249-1658 (469 amino acids)
Biological process (GO): negative regulation of epidermal growth factor receptor signaling pathway; regulation of keratinocyte differentiation
Cellular component (GO): extrinsic component of cytoplasmic side of plasma membrane
Source: RefSeq, a predicted model, not a curated record
UUACUGUUGAAUUUAAGUCUUUUGUAUGUUGGUGCGCUCGAGCGCCCGCGAAUUGGUGCGUGCGUGCGAGUGAGUACAGCAGCGAGUACGAUGUUAUCAGGGUCUGCGACGGGUUUGGACAUCUGAUAAGAGAUGGGACUGUACUACAUCGAAAUAUAUGUACAGUCCUUUUCGCAAGGAGGCGAAUCAAAAGCAGACGUACAUUUUGUGGCUGCCAGCUUGGCGAUCCCAAGCGUUUCUUGGCUUUGAUGCGACCCGAUUGCAGCUGGAGUAUGUCCACUGCAGGCUUGACUGCCCAGGAAGUCUGUUUACCCUCGCAAGCGCUCUUCCUGCGGGGCAGCCAUUGUCACAGCAUGGCCGGAACUAAGCCUUCCUGGAAUCCCUCACAUGACUAUAACAACCUGUAUUUCAGCCCGGACACCAAAGUGGAUUACAGUCUACAGUCACAGCAGCAGGUCCCCUGCCUCUCAUCUGUAGAAAAAUCGCGACCACUGCUCCGGAACAGUCCAUCAGUUCAGAGGCUGCCCCUAAAGAAGUUCCGGCCCUCUCAGCUUACCUUGUCUUCCAGCAACGAGCCCCUCACGCCCAGCCCCGUGGAAGAUGACCAGGUGGUGCCCUCCUUCCAGCGCCUGUCUGUCUGCGACCGUGUCAGCCCACCACAGACACCUAGCCGUGCCACCAAGCCCCUACCCCCUCUGCCCGGCACAGCGGACUUGUCCUCGUCAGACCAGGCCAUGGACAGCGAGGGGGGCUUCUUCGCCGCGGACGACAGCUGCAGCCUGGUGCCCGAGCCAUGUGCCAACAAGCCAUCACCCUUCCGCUACGGGGCACCCAGUCGGAGGAGUUUCCGGGGCCGCGGGAUGAUUAACUAUGCGUACCACGAAGGACCGUCGGUCCAGCAGAGGCAACCUCAUCCACAGACAGUGCAGCAACAGCAGCAGCAUCAUCAGCAUCCACAACAGCACAGGUGGCAGGACAAGGAUCUACCUGAACAGCAGCAGCAUCAGACUCAACACCAGCAUCAGCAUCAGAAUCAGCACCAACAGCCGCAGGACCGUACCAUCCGCAAGCUGCGCCGCUCUCACUCGGGGCCUGCCGGAUCCUUCAACAAGCCCACGUCGCUGCGCCUGUCCUGUCCCCACCGCAAUGGCCCGGACCUGGAUAAACCAGAGAUCCCUCCCCGAGCACCAAUCCCGCCGCGGCCCGUCAAGACCGCUGAUUACCGCCGCUGGUCCGCCGAGGUCUCCUCAGGGGCCUACAGCGACGAGGAUCGGCCGCCGAAGGUCCCGCCACGGGAGCCUCUGUCCAGCACAGGUAGCGGCGGUGGCACAAGCACCCGAACACCCAGCCCCAAAUCCCUGCCCACGUACUUCAACGGCAUCAUGCCGCCCACGCAGAGCUUUGCGCCUGACCCCAAGUACGUAAGCCGAGGGCUGCAGCGGCAGAACAGCGAGGGCUCGCCCUGCAUCCUGCCCGUCAUGGAGAACGGCCACAAGGCGAGCAACACCCACUACUUCCUGCUCCCCAAGAGACCCGCCUACCUGGACAAACUGGAAAAGUUUCUGACCGAUCCGCCGGCCGGACGAGGAGGUGAGCCGGCCUCGAGGUCAGACGGGGACGGUCAAAGCAAAUGGAGGACACCCAUCGACCUGGUGUAACGUCAGGGACACACACGAUGUACUGACCGGUGUGGGCAAAUGCAUAGCUUUGCCAUGUAUUGCCUGAGGACCUUAAAAACAUUUCACUGCUGCUCUGAUGCAGUUGUAUGGUUAGUUUUACCCUAGUAUUUAUAACAUUAGGGUAAGUUACCUACCAAUUGCAGUUACUGGGACUAUUUGUUGCUGUUGCUGAUGUUUUUCUUUCCUGGAAAAACCCUCUAUAGGAAAGCAAAUGUGGUAUGGAUGUGUGCCGUUCUGGAUCUCUGGCAUUCUGGACUGUGGAUGAGAUUAGUCUCUUCCAUUAUGUAUGUAUCAGAUGGAUUAUUUUUGAUAUUAAUCAUUAUUUCAUGUUUGUGCUUCUUGCCAAUCCUGUGGUGCAGUUGUUUGGUGCGAGCUGGUCUCGCACCUUAGUGUCAGUGUUUUGGCUUUGGUAACUAGAAUGACUUAUGUCACAUGUUGUGUGUCUGUAAGAAUGUUGCUUCUCUUGUCUUGGAGAAUAAGUAAUUUCUUUGUAUCUUUGAGAAUCAAGGGUAAAAAGGAUCAGUACAACAAUCAGUAAUCAUUUGAAUGAAGUCUAAAGGAAAGGACCUGUGAUCUCAAUGCAUUUAUGAAGGAUCUUCCAGCUUGAACCCCACACUAAUUCCUGCAAUUCUCUGCAGGCAAGGAAAAGCAGAUUGCCUUUGUGUGUUGGUUAUUAGUUUCUGUUUUCUUCAGAACUUGUCAAAACUGUGUGUGUGUGUGUCCCAUGUGAAAUGUACAACUUGAGCCAGUAGUAUCACUAAAUAUCUAUGUGCAUGCUCCAUGUGGGAAUGUCUUGUCAGACUUGUGUAUUACCUUUGUGUUUUCUUGUUUCUGGUGCAUGAAAGGCCAAUCUGUUGGCAUAAAUAUAUAAAUGUAGUAUAUAGUAUGUUCUAUAUACAUUAUGCUUCAUUGUGCCCAUUUACAUUCUUAAUACAGACUUGUACAGAUAAUCUGCUGUAUACCAGGUGUAAUGUGUCCAAACUCUUGCAUUCUGUACAUUCAGAUUAGUUGGUGUUGCACAAAAGAUGAUUUGUUUCAAGCUUGUGAAUGUGGCUUGCAUUUGUGUAAUAGCUGUUUUGAAAAGGCCCCUGUUUUCAGUCAAGCUGUGAAUGAGGGAAUGAUCUUGCCUGUCAUACUACCUCCCAUAGUCUUUUUCUUUUUUGCUUUCAACAACACAUCCACAUUGUAGCAUGUCAACGAAUUAUGGUUACAGAUAAAACAUCAAGUAGGUCAUGCUAAAUUGAAAAAUGAAAUGGCUGUUCAGAAAUAUGUUCUCAUGGUUUAAGCUCAGACUAUUCAAAAGUUGGGUGCAUUUGUCUUGAUGGCAUUCUGUAAAUCCUUUAACAGGUGACUGUCAUUGUCAUAAUUUCUCUCACUAUGGCUAAUUUCCUGAAUGUAACAACACAGUCUAAUGUUAAGAUCUGAACAGUGGUUUUGUGUGAGUUAGAUGUGUUGGGCUCACCUGACACACACACACACACACACACUCAUACAGACAUGUACUGUCACACAGACUUACACACACACACACACACACACAGUCUUUCCUGUUCUGCACAUGCAUUCCUGUCUGACAUGACUGCUGUGGGUGUGGGCUUAGACUCGUAAGCUGCUGGCAGCGAGUGAAAGAAGAUGUAUUUCAUUGUUAUACAGUAUGUUGUUGAAAAAGACAUCAUUAUGAUGUGGUAAAUGUAGCAAGUGCAUCAAAGGGUGAAACCCUGGACAAAAAAAGCAACAUGGUCAGAGCAGGUCAAAAAGUUAUUAAGGUUGUCCACCUUGCAAAGAGGAGAAACUCAAACUUUACUGAUGCUGUUUUUUAUUUUCAUGUUAAACAAUGUUUACAUUACUCAUUGUGUUAUUUAAUCUUUGCCUUUUUCCACGUCUUACCUGAAUGAAAUGAAGGCAAGUUCAAGAAUUAUAGACAUUCUCUACUGUGGUAAUACUAAAAAUGCACUGAGAGUACAGUAUGUUAAUGUUUGUUUGUUGGUGUACACGUAUGUCUGAAUGAGAAUGUGUAUGCGUGUGUGUGUGUGUGUGUGUAAAGUAUUUAACAUAAUUAUACUAUCCAUGAUGAAUUUAGUACUGUCUACAGUGUAGUCUUUAAAUGAGGAAAACAAUAAAAAUGCUUAUUUAUGCAUCAUUCAUGAUGAUCAGA